Molecule: messenger RNA, 903 nt
Organism: Quercus lobata
Lineage: Eukaryota; Viridiplantae; Streptophyta; Magnoliopsida; Fagales; Fagaceae
Product: PITH domain-containing protein 1-like
Exons: 6
Coding region: 334-732 (132 amino acids)
Source: RefSeq, a predicted model, not a curated record
AAUAAUUUUCUUGGCUAUACAUGUUAAUAAACAUAGACACCAUUUUUGCAGAUUUUGAAAAUCUGGUCUGCUGAAUACAGCAGCAGUCCGAACAAUACUAAAGAUGAAGAAUCGAAAGGGGGCUGUUUAAAAGCUCUCUCUCUCUCUCUCACGCGCACACACACACACAUACAGACAAACACAUUUCCUUUUUUCUAUUUUGUCCAAGUUGUUGAGCCUGUAAGUAUACAGUUGUUGCUAAAACCAACCACUCCUCUCCCCUGGCCAGAUUGCCACUCCCUGUGUAUUUAAACUAGUACUGAUUCUUUCCUUUUUUCUUUUCCCCUCUCCUGGAUGGACAUCCAUGUAUUUCAGAAUCUGAUUGUAGUAGAUGAAAAUGACAAAAAGUUAAAAGAGCAUUAUGUUUAUAGGUUCAUCAAUCGAGAUGGCAUUGACUUUUCGGAUGCUCAAGGUAUGCAAGCCAUUCAGGAGUGGGAUUUGGCUGAAAAUUUGCAAGGAGUGUUGGAAUACCAGACAAGAUAUAUUAAAUUUCAAAGUGUGGCAAGUAUCACAUUGCAUUUUCCUGAGAAUUUUGGCUGUGAAACUACUCAGAUUCAUUAUAUUGGCCUAAAAGGUGAAGCUACCCAGUUGAACAGGGAUGUCGUUGUGACAAUUGUUUAUGAACUUAUGCCAAAUCCUUCAGACCACAAGGCACGGUCUGAAAGUGGUAGGGGUCUUUCACAUGUUGAAUAAAGAGUACCAGCUAUCUAUUACAUCAUUUACAUGCUUUCUUCUUGAGUGGAUUCUGUAUUCUGUACAUCUGUUCUUGAAAUGUUGUUGCAACCCUUUAUUUUGUGGCACCUCUUAUCAUCUUUUACUUAGCCAUACAUGCUAUAUUAUAGAAAAAAUACAUCUUUAUUAUUA